Cylicocyclus nassatus is the source of this 495-nucleotide messenger RNA. Lineage: Eukaryota; Metazoa; Nematoda; Chromadorea; Rhabditida; Strongylidae. The record is from the annotation of a GenBank genome assembly.
ACAGAUAACAAUAUGGCAUACGUGAUGUAUCGCGAGACAACGCUUGGUACAGCGUUAAAUCGAACCCUUGAAGAGUUCGUUGAAGAAGGUUUGAUCACUAGACCCCUUGCAAUGAAGGUGUUGACAACAUUCGACAAAAACAUCAAUAAAGCACUCGCAUUCCGGGUGAAGAAUAAAGUACAAUUCAAAGCAGACAAAUUAGUAACCUAUCGAUACUGCGAUAAUGUUUGGACAUUUGUCAUUGACGGAGUAGAAUUCAGGGACGUGCACAGAUCAAUCGAUCGUACUGUAAACAGAGUAAAAAUAGUAGCAUGCGAUGGACGUGCUCCAGGAUUAGCUGGAACGACAAGUGGUCCAAUGUAAUCGCUUGGUAUAACAGCACGAAUGGGUGUAUCAUAGAAUCAUCUCACAUCUUCAUCUCAUAAUAUUGCAGGUCUUUUAGCACGUGUUGUAUAAUACGGUUAUACAUGUUUCUCCAAUAAACUUUCACCUAUA